This is a messenger RNA of Polypterus senegalus (gray bichir), 1369 nucleotides long. It is a transcript of the gene mapk3, whose product is annotated as mitogen-activated protein kinase 3. Bases 74 to 1237 code for a protein of 387 amino acids. Gene Ontology annotation, molecular function: ATP binding; MAP kinase activity. Gene Ontology annotation, biological process: intracellular signal transduction; protein phosphorylation. The transcript is spliced from 9 exons. Lineage: Eukaryota; Metazoa; Chordata; Cladistia; Polypteriformes; Polypteridae. Gene Ontology annotation, cellular component: cytoplasm; nucleus. The record is from RefSeq and is a predicted model, not a curated record.
CGCACGGCGACGAAGAGGAAGGCCGUGCGCGUCCCCACAGGCAGUACGGAGAGCGAACCAGAGAGCGGUAGCUAUGGCGGACACUAGUAACAGCAAUGGCAGUGGGGCCGCGGCGGUAUCCGGAGCCGGCGCCGCAGGAGCAACCGGCGCUGCCGGAAACACCGAAGCUCCCAAGUUGAGUCCGGAGUCGGUCAAGGGCCAGUUCUUCGAUGUGGGCCCUCGCUACACCGACCUGACGUACAUCGGGGAGGGGGCCUACGGGAUGGUGUGCUCAGCCUAUGAUAACGUGAACAAACAUCGGGUGGCCAUCAAGAAGAUCAGCCCAUUUGAGCACCAGACUUACUGCCAGCGCACUCUGCGUGAGAUUAAGAUCCUGCUGCGCUUCAGACAUGAGAACAUCAUUGGGAUCAACGACAUUCUGAGGGCGCGUUCGCUCCAGAACAUGCGUGACGUCUACAUUGUGCAGGACCUGAUGGAGACUGAUCUCUACAAGCUCCUCAAGACGCAACAGCUCAGCAAUGAUCAUAUCUGCUACUUCCUGUAUCAGAUUCUGCGUGGCCUCAAAUACAUCCACUCAGCAAAUGUUCUCCACCGGGACCUGAAGCCGUCCAACCUGCUGAUUAAUACCACUUGUGAUCUUAAGAUUUGUGACUUUGGCCUGGCUCGGAUAGCUGACCCUGAGCAUGACCACACAGGAUUUCUCACAGAGUAUGUCGCCACUCGCUGGUACCGGGCCCCCGAAAUCAUGCUGAACUCCAAGGGCUACACCAAAUCCAUAGACAUUUGGUCAGUUGGUUGCAUCCUGGCUGAAAUGCUGUCCAACAGGCCAAUUUUCCCUGGAAAGCAUUACCUAGACCAACUUAACCAUAUCCUGGGUAUUCUUGGCUCUCCAUCGUUAGAUGACCUGAAUUGUAUCAUAAACCACAAGGCACGCAAUUACUUGCAGUCCCUGCCACAGAAGCCUAAGAUCGCCUGGAACAAGAUGUUCCCCAAAGCGGAUGGGAAAGCUUUGGAUCUGCUGGAUCGAAUGUUGACUUUCAACCCCAAUAGGCGCAUCACUGUGGAGGAGGCGCUGGCUCACCCUUACCUGGAGCAGUACUAUGACCCAAGCGAUGAGCCAGUGGCAGAGGAGCCUUUCACGUUCAACAUGGAGCUGGACGACUUGCCCAAGGAGAAGCUAAAGGAGCUGAUCUUUGAGGAAACUGCACGUUUCCAGGCCACCUACCAGGGCUCUUGAGGAGGCAGUGGAUACCACUUUGGUGGCGUAAUCUCCCUUUUUGUCUCUGAAGUGGAUGACGGAGAAGGCGAGUGACACAGGACUUUUUUUCUUUUCCUGCAGAAGAACAAAAACAGAUAAACAAAAAAAAAA